CGAAGACACUGCUAUAUUGCUGACUUGUUUCGUUGCAAAAGAGUUCCCAGCCACGUCAACUUCAUCCGUGGCAGUAAAGUUCAAGCAUUCAUCGGAUCCAGAAUUUAACAGGUGAAACAGUAUAGUAACCCCUUUUAAAUGGCCCAACCUUUGCCGAAACACCCCACAAGACAUUGAAAGGUGCUUGUAUGUGGAGUUUAUCAUGUCAACUUGUUGAUGUGUUGCCAAUGACCCGUGCUCCUAUCCAGAAAAUGGAGGCUGAUAAUUGCCCUGCUGGAAACAAGGUGGAACAAACAGUUUCCUCACCUCAACAGGAGAACACUGCUUGUGGUGGACCUGCUGUAGGUGAUCCAGACAGUCAAAGCCAGUCACCUAAAGCUGCCGCCAAGGUUUCCCACCCUGAAUCAGAGGAUCUGGACUCCUUUAACCUGAUAGAGCCCCCUCCUCUGGACUGGAGGUCAGAUGACUCUAGUGAAGCAGGGUCAGUGGAAGAGAUGGAUGACCCCAGCUUUCCUCCCUCCUCGGUCCCUGUGGACAGUCCAGAGGAUGUACUAGGUGAGUCCCUAUCUGCCGCGGAUGGAGUAGGUGAGUCCCUACCUCUCUUGGACACCAGUGACACUGUAGCUUUACCUGUGGUAGUUAGCCAGGAGGAGCUAAUCAACUUUGCUCCUGAGGAUAGAACCCCAACUGAACGGGUCCUGGAUCCUUGCGAAAAGGAAAGAGUGGUGGAGGAAGAGAAGAAGGUUGAGGUCUGGAGACCAGGUGACGAAGACCACACUCGGAUCCACCACCUGUUGAACCGACUCCAAGUCAUCAGAGAAAGCCCUCUCCCCAGGGACUCAACCGCUGACCCUACACCAUCAGCGUUCUCUGAGUCCUCGGACUUUGACCCUCCAGGCCCAUCUCUGUUGACUGACGUCAGCCCUUUCCUACCAGAGCAGAACCUGAACCAGGCCUCGGGGCUGCUGUUCUCUGAGAGUCAACAGAGAGACCUAUUAGGGCUGCUGGGGUGUACAGAGAUAGGGGUUCCCCAGCCCAGUCCCUCUGAUACCCAGGUUCCUCCUUACAUGGCCCGGAGAGAGGAGAUGGAUGCGGUGGUGUCUGUCUCCUACAACCAGGAGGAUGGGGAGAGGUUCUGGGACCACUUUGGGAACAGCGGGCGGCUACGCCACAGAGAUGACUCCGUGGACUCUAUCCCUGAGGAUGAGGUCCCAGAGCCUGUGUGGAGGAAGUUAGGGGAGGAGGCUCCAGAGGAGGUCAACGAUGCAGAGAACAGUGAGCGGGGCACAGAGGACCACCCAGCCUAUAAAGAUGUGCCUGGCCCCUGUGACCCAGAUGACCUCCUGGAGGGGGUCAUAUUUGGGGCCAAGUACCUGGGCUCCACCCAGCUCAAGUCUGACAAGAACCCUUCCACCAACGCCCGAAUGAAACAGGCCCAAGAGGCUGUGGACAGGAUCAAAGCCCCAGAGGGAGAGUCUCAGCCUAUGACUGAGGUGGAUCUCUUCAUCUCCACUCAGCGCAUCAAAGUCCUCAGCGCAGACACACAGGAGGCCAUGAUGGACCACCCUCUCCAGAUGAUCUCCUACAUCGCAGACAUCGGCAGCAUCGUGGUCCUGAUGGCCCGCAGGAAGCCGGCCGUGGGCCAUAAAAGCCAGGAGGGGAACCCCACCGGGGCCAACUCCCCCGGGCCACAGAAAAAGUGCUGCAUGAUCUGCCAUGUGUUUAACUCCGAUGAUGCCCAGGUGAUCGCUCAGGCGAUUGGCCAGGCCUUCGGUGUGGCUUACCAGCAGUUCCUCCACGCCAACGGCAUUAAGGCCAGCGAGCUAAAGCCCAGCGAGUACAGUGACUACUUGGGCACACAGGAGCUCUACAACGGAGACCUGGUGCACUUCUCUGAUUCAGAUAACAUCAGAGAGGUGUCCAUCUCCAAGGCUCCCGGGGAGAUAGUGGGGGUGGCGGUGGUGGAGUCGGGCUGGGGGUCCAUCCUGCCCACGGUGGUGGUGGCCAACCUGCUCCACGGUGGCCCUGCAGAGCGCUGCGGGGCCCUCAGCAUUGGAGACCGCAUCAUGUCCGUCAAUAGCACCAGCCUAGUGGGCCUCCCUAUAACCACCUGCCAGAGUAUCAUACGGGAUUUGAAAAACCAAGCCGAGGUGAAGCUCAGUAUUGUCCACUGCCCUCCCGUCACCAUGGCUAUAAUCAAGCGACCGGACCCAAAAUUUCAGUUGGGCUUCAGUGUGGAGGACGGCAUUAUCUGCAGUCUGAUGCGUGGAGGGAUUGCGGAGAGAGGUGGCAUCCGGGUUGGACACCGCAUCAUUGAAAUCAACGGGCAGAGUGUGGUAGCCACUCCUCACGAGAAGAUCAUCCACAUUUUGACUAACGCAGUCGGGGAGAUUCACUUGAAGACAAUGCCAGCCUCUACAUAUCGCCUUCUAACGGGACAAGAUACGCCAGUAUUUCUCUGAGAGAACGGAGAAGAGUGCUGCUGCGCUCACAAGCAAACGAGCUGUACGCAAGCCAUUUUCCAACUAUACGCAAGCCAUUUUACAACUAUACACAGGCCAUUUUCCAACUAUACACAGGCCAUUUUCCAACUAUACACAUGCUCACUCGCAGCCUCAUACGAUUUUUUUUCUCCCCAUAUACAAUUGUACUGUAUCAGCUGGCUAUUGAUACACAUAAAGGGGUUCUCCACCUGUACAGAAUAUUUGAUGUAUGUAUGUUGGAAUUACAUGAUGCAGCACAUUAGAUUUUUUAAAAUAAAACUCAGUUUAUAUUUAUGAGAUGUUUUAAAGCAAAUGAUAACUAAGAUUGGCAAUAGGAAAGUGAGGUUAUUUUUCGACUAUACUAAGUAUCUUAACAGGAACAGCAUGAGUACGUGUAAUUAUUGUCUUCCACCACCGCUCUUUAGUUGCAGAUGUGCCUCCGUUGAACUUGAGUUAAUGGAGAAAAGCCUUAAGGAAGACAUCUCUUGUUGUUUCGUGCUUCCCGCCUCAUUCUAUUUUGGUAUUUUAUUAGGGUCCCCAUUAGCUGUUGCAAAAGCAGCAGCUACUUUUCCUGGGGUCCACACAAAACAUGAAACAUAAUACAGAACAUCAUUA
Salvelinus namaycush (lake trout) is the source of this 3098-nucleotide messenger RNA. RefSeq names its product amyloid-beta A4 precursor protein-binding family A member 3. Gene Ontology annotation, biological process: chemical synaptic transmission. The transcript is spliced from 11 exons. Lineage: Eukaryota; Metazoa; Chordata; Actinopteri; Salmoniformes; Salmonidae. Gene Ontology annotation, cellular component: dendritic spine; cytoplasm; plasma membrane. Bases 189 to 2462 code for a protein of 757 amino acids. The record is from RefSeq and is a predicted model, not a curated record. Gene Ontology annotation, molecular function: protein binding; amyloid-beta binding.